This is a messenger RNA of Capronia epimyces CBS 606.96, 1272 nucleotides long. RefSeq lists its product as uncharacterized. Gene Ontology annotation, biological process: DNA-templated transcription. The record is from RefSeq and is a predicted model, not a curated record. Bases 1 to 1272 code for a protein of 423 amino acids. Gene Ontology annotation, cellular component: RNA polymerase III complex; nucleus. The transcript has a single exon. NCBI's taxonomy places the organism in Eukaryota, Fungi, Ascomycota, Eurotiomycetes, Chaetothyriales, Herpotrichiellaceae.
AUGGCUGACGACGAGGACGACCCUGUCAUCGCUUCCUACGAUGUCUACCUUACGGAACCUCCUAAUAGCAAAGAUGCGUCUUCGAAAUUAUAUGUCCUCCAAUACCCUUCGCACCGACCUUAUUGGAGACCGUACGAUGCCGCAACAUCGCAGACUCCCACCUCUCUCCGCCUCAAACCAGACUCUGGCUUUGUGGAGAUCGACGUGCCCAUCUUGACACAUGAAUAUUACAAUGAGUAUGCCGGCGAAAGAUUCGGCAAAGCCGUUGCUGAAGGCCGGACCAUGCAAGCUGGUGGUUCACACGGGCUGGCUGGAGGCUUCAGCGCUGGCUCAACACAGUCCAGAUUCAAGGACGUUCCGAUGCAUGACCAGCCUGCCUCCUCCGCCCCGUAUCUGACUUCUCAAACUUUGGGUGGGAAGAUGGUAGCUCCAAGUACCCGCGAUCCUAUCUAUCUGGUGGGCUGUUUCAAGCAAAAUCAAAUCCAUCUCUCCCAUGUGGACUCUGUCGUCCAGAUGCGCCCUCAGUUGCACCACAUAGACGCGGAAGAUGAAGUCAGCCAGAAACGACUACAGUCGGCCAACGCGGCUGGGUUGGCCAAACAGAAACCUGGCUUGGAGGCUCCCACUCCAAAAGUUGAGUCCAAAGCCAUCGAGCUCAAGAUUAGAGAUAACAAGGAUGACGCCAAAGACCGUGGCCUCAAUGAGAAUGCAAGAUUGUUGCGUGAUAUCCAAGUGGAGGAAUGGCAACAUCAUGACUGGGUCAACGAGGACGAAUCUGAGUCUAAAACUACGUUCGGCACACACCUGCAGCUCCCCAGCGAUGUAACUCAUGUGAGUGCGAGGCUACGCAGCAUCAUCAGCAACGGCGACUGGCUUGACAGGAUAAGUGCACCAAGAGAAGAUGGGAAGAAAGGCCUCUUGGCCAAACUGCGCGGCCGAGAGCGAGAACGUGCAAGGAGAAAGAAGGCGGAAGAAGAAAAGCGCCAACGUCUGAAGGAGGCCACAGGUGGUACGGCGGCUAGUCAUGGCGCACUACUCGGCAUGAGCUCAGACAGUGAUUUGAGCACCCCAGAGCCUUCCGAUAGCGAGGCUGAUGAGGAUGUCACAUUGACUGGGGCUGGCAUUAUCGACAGAAUCUCGGUCAAAGAUGAACCUCCUGCUAUUUCGAUGGCCACUGUUGGAACCUCGGGGCCAGCAGCGACGGCGCAUACUGCACCGAAGAAGAGAGGCCGACCGAGGAAGAACCAGGAAGCUAUCCAAGUCGACGAGUAA